AUGGUGGCGAUAUCGCUGUACAGAGGGAAUUUACACAACGUAGCGGACGUACCACGUCGAUGGCUAAUGCCUACUCCCAAAAUUUCUCUCAAAGAUUUCAAAUCCCUUUUCCACCGCCGUUCCAAAGCCCUCUCUUGCCUCCGCUCCACCACCACCUCAAACCCUAAUUCAAAUCACAACGAGAAACCCCCAUUUGAACCUAAUUUGGAACCAGUACAAGAAGAGAUUACUACAAAUAAUAAUGGUAAAGAAGAAGAAGAGGAAGAAGAUUUUAAAGGUGGAGGAGCUUCUAGUUCUAGGGAGGAUGUCAAAGAUGAUGGAGGGUUGGACGGCGCUGAUUGCUCCUUGAAGCCCGCUGGUGAUGCAGUUAAUGGUGGCGAUCCGAAUGCAAGUAAUUUGCAAAAACCUGACGACUUAGUUAACCCUAAUAUUGAGACGAUGAGUAAUGCAAAUGAGUUAGACAAAAAAGAGAAUAGGAAAAGAGAAAUCGAGGACAAGUUACAAGUUCUAAAUGCAAAGAAGCAUAGCCUUGUACAAGCGUUGAAGCAGAUCUUGAAUGUGGAGGAAGAAUUAAAGAGGAGAAAUGGUACCCAAGGAAUGGCGGUUCGCCCUUCUGUUCAACUUCAAGUGGAUGUAUCAAAUGACUCAGGGUCGAUGACUAGGCAUCCUACUCCUAGGAUUGGCGCUGAGGCAAAUCCUGGUGGUGAUAUAGAAGGGGGAGAAGCUGAAGAUAUUUCAAAUCAUAACACACACUCUCGUCAUAUAUAUAGAAUGAGCAGUACUUCUCCUUCUCCCUCAUCAGAGUCUCCUCUUAGAAGGCCUUCCUAUAUUCAGCACAAUGUGGUUCCACACUCCUCUCGAUCUGGUUUGGGAACUUCUGGUAGUCCAUCACGGUUUGCUCCAAUGGGGAACCAUGGACAUCCUGCAAACCUCCCUACAAUGGCUGUCUCAGGUACAAAUUAUGUCGCAUCCUCUCCCUCCCCAGCAGCAUCUGGUGGUACUUCAGCUUUUAAAGAUGCUAGGCAUCCAAGUCCUUGGAAUUAG
Dovyalis caffra is the source of this 1044-nucleotide messenger RNA. NCBI's taxonomy places the organism in Eukaryota, Viridiplantae, Streptophyta, Magnoliopsida, Malpighiales, Salicaceae. The record is from the annotation of a GenBank genome assembly.